This is a messenger RNA of Eruca vesicaria subsp. sativa (arugula), 654 nucleotides long. NCBI's taxonomy places the organism in Eukaryota, Viridiplantae, Streptophyta, Magnoliopsida, Brassicales, Brassicaceae. The record is from the annotation of a GenBank genome assembly.
AUGGAGACAUUGCAAGAUGGAUCGGAGAGAGAUAAAACAACUCCUCCGUCUUCCUCCUCCUCUUCCUCUCCCAUUCCCGUCGUCACCAGUUUUUGGAAAGAAUUUGAUUUGGAGAAGGAGAAGAGUAUACUUGACGAGCAAAGGCUUAGAAUAGCUGAGAAUCAAGAAAACAGCCAAAAGAAUCGGCGAAAGCUUGCAGAGAGCACCAGGGACUUUAAAAAAGCAUCGCCUGAGGACAAACUUGGUAUGUUUAACUCCUUGCUCAAGGGAUAUCAGGAAGAAGUUGAUAAUAUUACCAAGAGGGCCAAGUUUGGGGAGAAUGCUUUCCUAAACAUUUAUCAGAAACUCUAUGAAGCACCUGAUCCCUUUCCUGCUCUUGCUUCUAUUGCGGAGCAAGAGCGUAAGUUAUCUGAAGUGGAAUCUGAGAAUCAAAAAAUGAAAGUUGAACUUGAAGAAUUUAGGACAGAAGCGACUCAUCUUAAAAAUCAACAGGCCACGAUAAGGAGGCUAGAAGAAAGGAACCGACAGCUUGAGCAGCAGAUGGAAGAAAAGAUCAAGGAGGUUGUUGAGAUCAAGCAACGAAACCUGGCUGAGGAAAAUCAGAAAACGCUGGAGCUUUUAAAGGAUAGGGAGCAAGCUUUGCAAGAUCAGUAA